Molecule: messenger RNA, 417 nt
Organism: Fusarium poae
Lineage: Eukaryota; Fungi; Ascomycota; Sordariomycetes; Hypocreales; Nectriaceae
Exons: 1
Coding region: 1-417 (138 amino acids)
Source: RefSeq, a predicted model, not a curated record
AUGAACUGGGCCGUUGGAUCUUUGUUCAAGACGAGAGCCACACUGUUGCCGAGAUUGAUGGUCUACAUCAAACAGCAUAAACCCCGUCUUCUAUUUUUGCACGAUAACGACAGCAGUGCGCUGGCUUGCCAUAAUAGGUGUCUGGGUGCUCUGUUCAUUCUCUUGAUAGGGCAAAUCAGGCUCGCAUCAGGCAUUCAAUAUGGAGACCAACAAGACCUGGACCAGCUGUAUGAAAUGGAACACGAGUCGAGCUCGCUGGCACAGUUACGGCCUGUACCGAAACUUGGAGCGAAGAGGCAUCCUCCCUGCUUCAUUAUCGAGUCCUUGGAGUGGAGUUUUGAGACACUUGUCUCCGAUAGCUCGGGAAAACGUCUGAUGAGAGCUGUUCGAGUCAACACGGUGGACCCUGAUCCGUAG